UACAAACAAAAUGGCGGCUUCCAAGUCCUCUUUCGUCUCUUUCCGGAAGUAUUUUCGAUUCUCGUUUGUCGUGGUCAUUCUAAUAGAUUUUGUCAUGUUUACAGUGCGUUUAGAUGCUCUUGACAACGGUUUGGCUUUAACUCCGCCCAGUAAGUCAUUUUAUGUCCACGAUCACACUCAGUUGGCUUUUGACAAGCUUUAGCGAGCCCCAAUUGUCCCUAGUAACUCAAGCCCUUCAUAUUCCCAUUCUCCAAAUGUUCAUAGACUAACUGGUACUUUUGAAUUCUAACUUGCAGUGGGAUGGAUGGCUUGGGAGAGAUUCCGUUGCAAUAUAGAUUGUAAAAAUGAUCCAGAUAAUUGUAUAAGGUGAGAUUGAACAAGACUCAUAUUUUUUGUUAAUUUUUGGAGUUAAGCUUAAUAAAGAAAAUUCUUAGUUAAUUUUCCAGGUACUCUGUAGGCAGUGCUACCAAAUCUCCCAGAUAAUCUGGGAGAUAUUUUAGACUUUGGACUGUAUCUCUCAGUCUCCAGAUUAGGGUAUGAAACCUCCCGGAUAAUCGCGAAAGUUUGCUAUUUCUUCAGUAGACUCCACUUUCCGACAAUAAAUUUCAACUAUUUUGCGUUGUUGAGCUACUUUGAUGUUAACAUGAAACGUUUCCUCACCAACCCUGGUAUGCCAUUGUAAUAUAAGAAAUAAGUGAUUGGUGAGAAGUAAACCAAUCAGGUCAAAAGUUACAAUUUACCAUAAAUCUUCUAAUAAGCCCCCCAGGAGACUUAUUUAUUUUAGGCCCAUCUGGAGAUGGGGUGGUUUAUUUGAGAAAGGGGGGGGGGGGGCUUAUUUAAUUUAGAAAAGACAAUAGUAUCAGUUCUCCAUAAAGAACUAGAAUACAAAGAGGAAAAACUUGAGUAAGUUUGGAGGUCAUGCAGCUGAGGAUCAGAAUCAAAUCCCAACUUUCAGGUGGUAAAUAAACCAUCCCAGAUCAGUCCACAUGAUGUUUUACAGUUGUUAUUGAUUAAUCCUGUCUAUCAUUUAUUAGUGAAGAAUAAAUCAGGGGAGGGGAGGGGGGCGCUUAAUAGAGGAUUUACGGUAGGCAUUUUGUGUCACCACAUAUUCGUGAUGAUCGGAGUCAACAAGUAUUUUUUUUGCACAAAAGACGUCAUGCGCCAUGCAUUGUGAUGUCAUCUAUCAUCCCUUCCCUAUCAAUUCUCAAUAUUUGAAGACAUGGGGGAGUUGACAGCUCUGCUGUAGGUCACUUGUUUAGAUCUCCUCUUUGAAGGAGAAAUUUCAAUAUUAAAUAUUGAAAAAUAUCAAAUUUUGAUGUGCUGUUGCGCAGUUUGAUCAUUGUCAGUCUUUAGUUCAGAAAUACAGUAAAGCAAUCCUCCAUUGUAACUUGAUCGAGUGGUCAUUAACAUAUUCUUGUAGCGCAUUCUAAUUGCAAUAAUGUGAAUCAGGAUAUGAAGAUGUCAAAAUUUGGAGCCAUUAAAGAGAUCUUUGAUUGGGACUAAAAAUUUUUGUCACAAAUACAGGAAUGGAAAGGUUAUUUUUGUGUUUUUGGGAUAAAGUUUAGGCUUUGAAAAUGGCAUUGCAUUGCCGGUGAAGCCCAGUUUAUUGAGUGUUCUGUCAUUGUUCUUUAGUGAAAAACUCUUCAUGCAGAUGGCGGAUCGUAUUGCUGAGGAUGGCUUUAAAAAUGCAGGUUAUCAGUAUGUUUGUAUUGAUGUAAGUAUGCUUAGAAAAUGCUUAUGGUUGCUUCAAUUCCAUUGACCUGCUAUAAACUCUUACUUAAUAAAUGAAUUGCUAUAAGGUGGGCAUUGUCAAAACCUGCCUUGGACUGCAACAGAUCAACCCCUGUAACCCUAAUGCUAACCUUUUUUCAUGUAUUAAGUCCAGGUUCAAUUUAGAUUUUGUAGAUGCCUUAGCCUGUUUCAGGAGGUCAGAUGGUCGAUCACAAACAAAAAAUUGAUAAGGGAAAAAAAGAAUUUCACUCCCCACCACCUGAACCCCUGGAACAGGCUAUUGAUUCCUCUGAAAGGUACUUUAAUCCAGAGUUGACCGGCAGCCCAGUGACUCAGUGCCAAUUAAAUUCACGUGCACGCACAGUAUCAAUACCACUUGAGAAUAAACAUCCUUUCUUGUGUUUUGGGUUCUGUAAAAAGACAAACAUGAGCCCUUUGCAGCUAGCCAUUCACCUGGUACAAAACUGCCAUGCUGGAGAGCAAAAGUCACAAUAAAAGGCAUAUAUAAUUUUAAAUGGUAAUUUCUUUUGUUUGUCUUGUCCCAGUGCGACUUUUGCUCUCCAGCAUAGUGGUUUUGCAGCACGUGAAUGGCUAGCUGCUAAGGGCCUAAUGCAUAGAGAAUCAAACAUUUUUAACUGGGCAACAUGCAACAAACAGAAUAGGAUUUCAAGGAAUUGAAAUGAUUUAAAAGGUAAACAAAUUCAAACUCCAUUGUGGUCCAUGUUACAUGCCCACACCUGAUGCAUAUCUGUGCUUCCAUAUGGAUUUACCACUGGAUAACCUUAACCACUGGACAAAAGAUCUGUUUAAAAUCGGAACUGGGCCUUCAAUGAGGCCAGAUGGCCUUUGGGGCACUGGGCCACUGCAGGCCAAGGGCUGCAUGUCUGUUUUUAGCAAAACCCACAUGUUUAACACAUGUUCAAGUAUAUGAUGAUGCUCUUUGUUAGCAUUUUAAAAAUUAAUUUAAUUUUGGAUGGAGAAAUGAGUCGCUAAUCAGUUCAUUUGUCCAAUGUUAUUCUUCAGGACUGCUGGUCUUCUCACAACAGAACUUUGACAGGGGAUCUUCAACCAGAUCCUGACAGGUUUCCACAUGGAAUUAAAUACCUUGCUGAUUAUGUAAGUAGAUUUUAAGUUCUUCCCAAUCUUCUGAAAAAGACACUCAGCUCUCAGCUGGUAGAUUUGAGACUUGACAGGACUAAAAAGAGUGAACAAGCCAUGAACAGAGAUUGGAAGAAACAGAAAUGAGAAAAUGCAGUCCCUCCUUUGCUACCUGCCUCCUGCCUCCUGUCCUCCUGUCACAAAUUUUGCCAAAACUCAUGAUCAGUAACAGUAGAAACUGACACCAAAUUGAGUGAAACAUAAAAAUAAGCACUCAAAACAUUUAAAGAAGGUAUCACUGACACAACAAAAUAAUACAAAAGUAAGCACAAAUGAACAAACUUGAAGAAGGGUUUUUGAAAACUUGUUAGCUUUUAAUAAUUUUCAAAGUUCAUUUUUGUUGUUUUUAACGUUUGAUACAAUGCUUGGGAAGUAUAUUUUUUAGACCUGCAGCUGUGAUUUUGUCUUUUACAAGUAAUUUCUCUGUUUACCUCAAGUUCCGCAGCACAUAAGGAAGUGUAAUAAUUGGCAAUUAAUCAACAACAUAAACUAGACAGCCGUGACUCAGCCCCUUUAACCCUUUAAGUCGCGAGAGUGACCAACAUCAAUUUUCUCCUAACAAAAUCAAUACAUAAUAUAAUAAUUAUACAUAAUUAUUAAAAGAAAAGUUUAUGAGAAUAAAUAUAAUGAUCACCCAAGGGAGAUGCUUUGAUCUUUGAACAAAUUCUCUCAACUAACUCUGUAAGGAAAUGUGUGGAGAAUUUGUAUGUGGAUAUUGGGACUUAUAGGGUUAACAUGCUUGCCUGUGAAACAAUACUGAGGAAAUUAUACCAGUGUAGAUAGAUGAAGAACCACUAGGUAAUGUGGAUAUCCCACUCAAAAGCUUUAUAGUGAAUUACAAUAGUUGUUAUCUAUUAGUUAGCAAAUUGAUAAUAAUAAAUGAUAUUAUUAGUUUUAGUUUUUUGUAAGAAAAAUAGUUUUAAAAUCUUCAUCACUUUAUAUUGUUUUGUCUGUCUUCUAUUAGAUCCAUUCUAAAGGCCUCAAGUUUGGAUUAUACGCAGGUAUAAUCAUAUGGUUUUUGAAAAUACAUUGCAGUUUUUUAUGAAUGAAAUGCAUAAAUACAUCAAUAAUAUUAUUGUAACUUGAUGUUGCUUCAUUACUAAUUUUGGCAUUACCUUUUAACUCCUACGUAGACUAUGGCACUCUAACCUGUGAGCGUUAUCCAGGUAGUAUAGAGUACAUCCAACAGGAUAUGCAGGUAUACAGGGACACCGUUUUCUAAACUCAAUGCAUGUCCUCUAUAUUAUUUCAGUCUCCUAGAAACACCAGGGCCCAGUUGUUCAAACUGAAGGAUAGCCCAAUGGAUAAAUCGCUCUUUAGUGGAUUAAUAUCAGUGAUGCCAAUACAAAUUGUACUUAUUAUCCACUGGAUAGCAUUAUCCACCUUUUGAACAAUUGAGGCCAGCUGAUUUAACCCUGCCAUUGUUGUAACCUUUGCACUUAAGUUUCGAUUAGCCUGAGAAAACAACCCAUUUUUCAUGAAGCCACUGAUUUCCCCACCAAUUGACAUCUGAGAAAUUAACAAGUGCAGAAAUUCUAUACUGAUGAUACUUCACUACCCAGAUCUGGGUAGCAUUCUGGUUAGUUGCAAAUUCACAUAUGAAUGUGAUAAUGAAAUGUCAUCAGUACAGGGUGUUCACUAUAGGAGAGGAGAUCAGAGAAUUCUCUGUUAACUACACAAAAUUCUCUGGCAAAUGUUUGGUAGCCUAUGACUGUUUAUUAUUCAAACACGGAGCCUCUUUCAACGUCACACCUUUCUCCUGCGACUAGAAUUCUUAGUGAAAACCCUGCAUUAUAGAAUUUCUGUGGUUGUUCCUCACAUGUCAUUUUGCGGGGAAAACAGUGGUUGAAUCGCAAAAUGUCGGCUGUUUUCUCAUGCUACACUUCCAUAAGUGCCCAAAACCCAGUCAGAGAAAAAUUCAAAGUUUUAGUUUGUGAAUUAAUAAGAUACCAAAUUAUUGUAUCAGUAAUUUGGAAAUUUUUCUAGAAAGGCAUUCAUUUGAAUUGUACAUGUGGCAGCUGUUGAAAGUAUUAUAAUUUUUUCAAUAAACAGAUACUAACUAUAACCACCUCCAUGCAGACUAAAGCGUACUGUGAUUUAUUGGUGACGAAUGCUACAUCAAAAUUAAAUUUCAUACUGCUGAAGAUUCUAGGUGCAAUAUUAAUAUUAUUAUUGUAGAAAUGCAUGGUUGAACAUUAUCAUUUUUCUUUUCGUUAAAAUAGAAACCUCACAAUUUCUCAUUUUGUCAUCAUGUGCAAAAGACAUCACAGAGAAGGCGUACAGUUCACUAAAGUAAAAAUGUUAUAACAUUGCUAAUUAUAAUGAACUGUGUUGUCAGAAUUUGUUAGUAUUGGUGCAAGAGUUAAAGAUGAGUUUUACUGGGGAUUUAUGGUCUCUUACUUUCAUUUCUGCAGCUGUUUGCUGACUGGGGAGUAGAUUACUUGAAGAUGGAUGGAUGCUUUGCUGAUCCACUCACUUUUGAUGAAGGUUAUCCAACUGUGACAAGAGCAUUAAAUGAGUCAGGAAGACACAUAGUGUUCUCGUGCAGCUGGCCUGCUUAUCUAGUCUGGGGUGGAAUAAAGGUACUUGGCCUUAAUAUUGGUAUAUGCUAGUUUAGUCUGGGGUAAGGAUAUAGAAAUCAGAAAAUAGUUUCCAAGAAAACUGAUCAAUAGGUUGAAGAUCUUUGAUCUUUGUUAUUCUUCUCCAUAAAACUGUGUUGUUGCAAUGUCUUUUUAAUCAAUAUGCAUUUUUUUCCUUUUCAUUUCAGCCCAACUACCCUCUGAUAGCAAAGCACUGCAAUUUGUGGCGUAAUUAUAAUGAUAUACAGGUGGGGAAAUUUGUUUUUUCUCUAUUUCAAAGUUAAAGAACAACAAUUUGCUCCUAGAAGUAAAGUUAUCUACAGUCAUGUUAUACAAUCGGUAAGGUAAACUGUUGGUUUCAGUGGGAUUUAUGGGUCAGGAUUUGUAGGAUUUAUUUACUUUUACAUGAAUUCAUCAUGAUGUCAUUGCAUACAUUUUGGGCUCAUUAGCCAGGCAAUUAACCAUAGAAGGCAUCAUGGCACAUACAUAUUUGUACAAAUUGAAUCUAGUCGUUAAAAGUGCUGGCUUAAAGAGCUGAGUAAUCUGUUUAAUUUUGUAUUGCUUUUUGUAAGAAAUAUUUAAGAGGCCUUUAAAUGCCAAAAACUGCAGAUUGAAUAUCAGGGAGGCAAAAACAUUGUAGCCUGUUCCAGGCUCUCAGAUAGUGGGGAAGACGCGAAAGUGUAGGGCGCGCGAAAAUGGGGGCGGGGCUGGAAAAAACGGAAAAGGAAGGCCUCCCCCUCUCCCCAGUUUCCUCCCGUUUUUUUUUUCUUGUUCGGGCUUUCUCAAUUCCGCGGGCCCGACUAUGUCGGUGCCUGGAACAGGCUAAAAACGUUGAUGAUCUAAAUCAGACCUGUUUGGGUGGGUUAUAAAGCUUUUGGCUAAAUACUCUUUGUCAAAUUUCGAGUUUCUAAAAAGGGUUAUUCCAAAUUAAACUUAAUAACAUUGUCUGCUUUACAGUUGUCAACAUAACUAUGCCAAAAGAAUACUUUAUCAUAUUUGUUCAUGCAUAGGGUUUCCAAAUCUUAUAUCUGUUGGAAUAAUGUAGCAUGUCCAACAGAAAAAGUUGCAUAAUUUUCUAAUUUGACAUUACAGAAAUCCUCGUUCUACUUGAAAAGUUGGGGUCAAUUUAGGUCUCUGGGAAACUGCCCACCUACCCCUCCCCUAAGCUAGCAUUAACACUUACUAAGGGCCGAAAAUGAUGGCUUAGGGGAGGGGAAUGUAGGCAGUUUCUCAGAAGCCUAAAUUGAUCCAAAGUUGUACAAGACUACGACUACGAUUGCGAUGGGUUUUACAGUGGGUUUUCGAAUCCAUCCAUCCUAGUUUAGUCAUAUGCCGUGUAACAAGCUUCCUGUUUAUUGAAGGACUCUUGGUACAGUCUCAUCAGAAUCAUUGAUUGGUAUGGUGAUCAUCAGGAUGAAAUGAUCCCCGUUGCUGGACCAGGACACUGGAAUGACCCAGACCAGGUACACUGAUUAGGAAAGCAGAGCUAUCAACUGCAAAACAGCCCGUUUUUUGCCAAGGUUAAGAAUGCGCGCGAGCUGUCAAAGGGAAAGGUCUGAAUUGAGGGUGAAAACGGAGGUUACCGGUCGUUUAGAUACAAAGUCAUUUCGAUACAAGUUUACUCAGUUGAGUUGUAAAUAGUUCCACGUACUUGACUUGAGUUCGUCUCGAAACGACUAGUAUCGAAACGACCGGUUUCCAAAACGGAGAGUGAGACUGAGGAGGGACGCGAAAAAUACGUUUUUUUCGCUCUCUCUCUCUUGCCACAUACGCAAAAAAAAAAACACAAGAAAAAAAAAAAACGACUGUUUUGCACUCUAAGCUAUGAUCAGUUGACGGCGUCACGGCAUACUAGCAGAAAGCUUUUCCCUGCCUAUGACAUAGUCAAAAAUGGUAAACGCUGUUUUGAGAUUUGGUCGAAAAUCAUCUGAUUUUCAGAGCUUUGUGGUGGUUGUGAGGUUCAGACUCAAAAAGCGCUAAGUGACCUGACUAUAAAAUAACUGAGUUUCUACUGGGUGUUAUGUCACAACCAUUUCUAGCUAAGAAAGUCAGCAUCUGCCUGGACUAAACCUAGAGGUGGCCAUAUAUGUUAUAAAAAAAUUAUAUUCUGGAGCGUAGCGUCCAUUUACGCGCAUAUAGGUCCGUGCGUGCAUGUACCGGCUGAAAUAUGAAAUUUUUUUAUUUUCUGGAAAAGCAUUUCCAGAAAUGACUAAUACACUGUUUGCACCAUAUUGGUGUCUUUGCGUUAGUAUUUCCUUUAUCUUUUGUAUAUUCCAUAAUUCUGAUUGCUUCUCUGGCUUUUUUUCCCGUAAAAACUGUACCUUACCGACAACACUAGAGAUGAGUAAAAUAAAUAGCUAACUACUGCGUUUUUCUGCGUAUUAAUUUGCUGAAAUGGCAUUUCCGGCACCCUUUAAAAUAAGAAUUUUCCCCUCAGACCCCCCGAGGAUGGGCCGCUUUCGGUCCUACAACUUUUCUCUCCCCGCGCGUACACCUUCAAAAUCUCACGCUACGCCCUUGAUAUUACCAUGAUAUUACCUCUGAAAGUCAGAUGUUCCUUUUGAAUGGAAGAUCCUCGGUUGAACUGUGUUUAACGGGUAAAAUGCUCAGAGCAAUUGUCAACUCUUCGGUGAAAUGAUUUGUUUCAUUGUAUUAAUCUUGUAGCUUCUGAUUGGAGAUUUCAGUCUUAGCUAUGAACAAUCCAAGACACAGUUUGCAAUCUGGGCGAUUAUCACCGCAGUAAGUAAAGAUUUUUGUUCGUUUGCUUGUUUGUUAUUUUUAACUCUUUGCUACCAAGAGGACUCAAGGUAAAAAAAUAAAACAACAUUCAUGGGAAUUCCCAAAUUUCGUUUGGUAAAAAACUGAAAUUGAAUACAGUCGAACCUCCAUUUGCGACCACCUCUCUUAAGCGAUCACCAAUCCAAAACACCAAAACUUCCCCAGUUUAAGCCUUACAGUUGGAACCUCUCGUAAACUACCACCUCCUGUAAGAGACGGCGACCACUAUUUGGAGCUGACGGUUUAAUGCUUUUCUGUUGUUUUUAACCUCUUGAAGCGACCACUUUACGAGUUUUCUGAUCUCUUAUGGUCUCUGUGUGAGAUAAUAUACAAAGAACUUUAGUAACAACAUGAAACUGCAUAAAUCCUAACUUGGAAAUUGCAUGAAAUAAAUUCUCCUCCUUAAAGUAGAUGUGUCCGAACUUCUACUGGGAAGAAACCCCCUGUGGUUCGAUUCUCGGAAGCGACCAUCUCCCGUCGCUUACUACUGCCAAAGAGGUCUUAUAUGGAUGCGCACACGACAGAAUGUCAUUCCCGUGGCCGGUUACCAGUACUUUGGACCUAAACCUGCCGGGAGACAUUGCCCUGCUCUAUACAGUAAACACCCGCUAAUAAGAACCUGUGGUUUAAGAACCUGCUGGUAGAAAUUUGGCACUUAAAUACCCAAAAAUACACAAACCUGCUUAGCCAAGCAAAAUAAGCAAGUUCGUAUUUUCGUGGGUUACAGGUAAAUUAAGAUAAACACUUUAACCAAGGAGUUUGACUUCGAGAUUGCCAAUUGAUGUUACAAGAAGAUACAUGCACCAAACCGUAAUUACAAAUAGAAGUAUUACUUUAAUUCCUAUGACGAAAAAAGGUUAAGGGUUGUCUUCAUGGACCUUGCGUAAAUGAAGUUGUGAAAAAGUGCUGUUUAUUUAAGGACCACACUAAAGUUUCUAUAUUUUUCUGGAGUCAACAACUAUAGGUGCGGUUUUACGGGACACUUUUACCGUGGUAAAUGUCCCUUUUCCCGCGGUAAAUUGGCGUGGUGCGUGUAACCUGAGAUCAGGCCCAAUUUUAGCGGUUCUCAUACAUUCUCUCUAACGGCUACCGCUAAAAUCGCCUUGCCCUCCGGAAUGUAAUUUUCAAAGCGAAACGAAAAUAGAGCCUGAUCUCAGGUUAUGGUGCGUGUGACCGGACUUUCCCGAGAUAAAUUUGCCAUGGAAAAUAUCCAUGGUUAUGUCAAAAAGAGAAAAGAAACCGCCCAUGGCAUUUAACGUGGUAAAUAGCUAGGGUUUUUUCGAUACCCAAGGUAAGAGAGCCAAUCAGGUUUCUUUAUUUGACAAUAACGUGAAACCGCCAAAAACUUUCUUUUUUUAAACGAGUUUCUUUCGCGCUGUUGAGAGAAAUUAAAGGUCGACUGAACUGGUUUGUUGGGCCAAAUUUAGAAACGAUAUUUCCCUAAAAAAUAUGUUCUAUUCCUGGCAUGUAAUCGAACUAUGGGAUGCAGCUGAGCUGUAAAAUGGAAUCUAAGGUCAAGAUUAAAAAAAAAAUUCCAUGCACCUUCGCUAAAUUAUCAGGACUAACAUAACAGCUGAAAUCUCAGCUAAACUCUUGGUAAAUUUUCAACAUAACAUGAAAUACUACCUUGAUCGACGGCUUUUAUUACCGCAAUAGCGCGAAUGAAGCCGUACAAGCGGCUAAAUUAACUUGGGAAUUAAUGCAUGUGAAACCACAUGUUACCACGGUAAACUACUCCCUCGUUAAAAUUUACCACGGCUUCGUUAACGUGGGAAAUGCCUUUUGCCGUGGUGUGUGUAACCGCACCUUAUAUCUCCUCUAAGAUUCUACUUAGCCUAAACUGCUAAAAAAAAUACCCCAAAAUGAAAGAAACUUUUUUGCCAGACCUUAAAAAAUGUGAGUUCUUAUUAGCGGGUAUUUACUGUAUUCUUAACAGUGUUUAACAUAUGACUAGUACUAGAAGUUAGUCAAGUAGUGUUAGGUUACAUGUUUGUUUUUUAUGAACAGUAUUAAAAUACUGUUUAUUUGUUGAUAGCCCCUGAUGAUGUCAAAUGAUCUGCGCAACAUUGCUCCAUGGGCUAGAGACAUUUUACUCAACAGGUAAGUUACAACUUUACUUUGUAGUACCGUGAAAAGGUCAAAAUCUCCUCCGUUUUAUUUUGUACCUUCAAACAAUCUGCUUGUGGAAGUUUUAACUAGUUUCGUUACAGACCCAGACUCUCCUCAAACAUGUGCCCACCUCGACGAUCUUUUUUCUUUCAAAUGCCAACUUCUUAUUAAUUCUUGGAAUAGUGCAUUUAGUUUACCAAAUCAUUCUGAUUUUAUACCAGGGAGAUCAUAGAAGUUAAUCAAGAUAAGCUUGGAAAAAUGGGACGCAGAGUUUCACAAGUAAGUCUUCAAAAUGUAGCGAGUAAUAAACGCCAAACUUGCGGUUCUGAGGGUCUGGCUGUUUACAGUGACGGAAAUUGUCCGUACGUCGGAUUCUGAAUUUUCAGCAUUCCGUUAGGGACGGAUUAAAAGAACGUACCUUCCGCUAAAAAAUAUCGCCGAGAAGGGCACGAACAGUCUUGCUGCUCUUGUGUGGAUACCAUGGUUAAAACCCGUUUGGAUUUUUUGAUUUACCACGGCUUUAUUUGUCGAGACUCUAUUAUUUACCUUGAAUCGGAAUUCGUAUUUUUAGAGAUGCAACCUAGGUUCCCGCGUUUACAGCAAACCCAAAUGGCAUCAAGUACCACGUGAUCAUGAUUUUCCCACCACUUUCUUUGAUCGGAAGUAUUCUUUUAACAUCAGGGCCAAUUAUGUCAUUUAUAAGAGGAAAAAUAAGACGCCUCCUGAAAAAGACGCAAACUGUCCCGUAUAACGGCACAUUUCGUUUAAAAUAAGACGCGACUUAGCUGAAACGCGUCUUAUAUAAGACCACCCCAACACCUAAUCUUAGAUAAGGCUGACUCGUCUUAGCUAAGUCGCGUCCCUUAUUUCAGACGUUUUGUGGCGUAAUUUAUUCAGGACAGUUUGCGUCUUAAUUAGGACGCGUCUUACUUUUCCUCGUAUAAAUGGUGCUAUUCUGAGUGUCAUCACUGAAACUGGAAUCGAAGAUGGUUUGAGGAAAUUGGACACUAACCUCCGCUUGGAAAAUUCCAGUCAGGAAAACAGCACUACCAUUUCAGACUAUCCGUUGCUCCUGGAAAUUUGCCAACGGAAAAGUCGAGUCCUUUCGGUAAACUGCCCCUUUAGAAUAAGGUUACACUUGCCAGUUCGUGCGCUGGUCUUACCUCGCCCUACGGAAGGAAUUUCGUAUUAAAUCGCUUCCUUGGUUUUAAAUGUAUAUGCGAUGUGAUUGGCUGAGAGAACUUUUGUUACUUUUUCAACCAGUCAGCGAUUAAUGAAGCUAUGAACCAAAAGUUACAUUCUUAAAAGUGUUGUCCGGUUCGUGACGCGGGUUUAUGCAUUUGCUUCAACCUUUUAUUAGUUUAUUGGCAAGAUUUUACUGCGUUGUAAUUGUCUUAUUCUCAGUAUUUACUUUAACUGAAAAUAAGUAAACCGGACGCUUAUUUUAAACACUCAUGUGCAUGUUUUACUUCUCCAAAGAUCGAACUCAAAAUGCGCUUUGAUGAAGAACAGAGAAACUCUGACUACUGUUUCAGCAGCACGCGCAGUUUUCAUUAAUAUCUACAAACCUUUCAAUCUUAUCGUCAAUGAUUCCCCAUGGCAAUAAUAUCAUCUUAUCGCAUGUGAAAACUUGCUAUCUUAGGCGAAACUCAAUAUUUCAAAGGAUGUUUGGCAAGAAUAAGUUAUUUAUUUAUUUAUUUAUUUUUUGUUUGUCUGUUUGUUUUUUUGCAGAGUUUCAGACAGUACACAGAGGUGUGGAGUCGGCCAUUGUAUGACGGAUCAGUGGCAGUGGUUUUGUUUAGUCGAAGACAUGAUCAGCCAUAUGUAAUCGAGGCUUUCUUUGAUGAGGUACCGCUAAGAUAAUUUAUUUACUAGAAAACAAAGGAAAUAAUUUAAAGGCACACAAUUGAAAAUUCAAUACUUACUUACUAAACAAUUGAAAGUUCAAUACUUAGUAAAAAUCCAGAAAGAGAGACAAUCGUAAGAGAACAGGCUCCAACUUGGUGAAGGCCUCAAAAUAAUAUAGCCACAUCGAUUUCUGGUUACAAUUGUCAAAUCAAACUUGUACGAGCACUUUCAGAAAUUCUUAAUAAGGUUUGCCAAGGACCUCGUCGUUUCCCUAGGUCUUCUAUAUGAACGCCGCUGUUACAGUGAUAUGGGCAUCCCCGCGUUUUGGGCAUCCCUAGCCUGUGUGGCAAGCGUUUGAAAGGGAAGGGAAAACGAAGUUUUAGGCGCGAGAGAAACUCGAGGGGCGCGCGAGGAUGGAGGGAAGCCCCUAUUCUCUCACGCCCAAAACCCCUUCUCCCUUCCUUUUCAAAAGCCUGCAAGGCAGGCUUGGGUAUCCCCAUUCCCAAAACCCUAGUGACGUUGGCAUCCCCUUCUCAUAUUACCUUAGCGAUUUGGGUUAGCAUUAGGGUUACAGGGGAUGCCCAAAACGCGGGGAUGCCCAUAUCACUGUGACACUGCCUCUUUCAGUGGUCCAUCUAGAGAAACUGGGAACUAUGUUUGUAUCGUGAUCUUUGCUGUUGUUUUAUCAUUGUUAUCUGUCUGUUUGUUUGUUUGUUUGUUUAUUUAUAUAUUUAUUAUUCAUUUAUUCGUUUUGGUAGGUUGGGUUAUCUACAUCACUGGCAAAGGCGCGAGAUCUCUUUGAACACAAAAACCUUGGCACGUUUAAGAAAAGCUUCAAGGCAAAAGUUAACCCGAGUGGGGUGGUCAUGGUCAAAUUAUCUCCCAUACAAGAUGAAUUGUGAUUUGCGUAAAAUUUUAUCGAUCAACGACAACUGCUUUAUUUAUUUCAAAAUGUUUGUUACAAAAUAGAUUUAAAUACAACCUGCAAGUAGCUAAGGCUCUUCGAGGCGGGUUGUGUGAAAAUAAAUUAAUAAAUGAAUAAAAAUAAUUAGGUAGAUUCGUGAAAUAAAACGUAAAGAAACAAAGUGUUUUAAGAAAAAGGAAGAUUAAUCAGGUAAGACAAUAGAGCACAAUUAAUUACACGACAAAGGGUAAAAUUAAGUAUGUCUUAAUCUAUAAUUCCUAUAGUUUUACUAAUUUCAAAGCGACAAGAUCAGUGUGUUGUCUCCACCUUCGGUUUUUUUCUAUCAAAACAGCUAGGUGUUUAACAUACUUUUCCUUCUAAAAGAAACUGAGAUUGCUUUUCAUUGUCAAAUACCCAAAUUUUAGGUUGACAGGAAAGUAUCCUUUAAUGGAGACGAAAUAUGACAUAAUUGACUGUCUUAAUAUUUAAGGUUAGCCUAUUUGCAGUAAGCCAUUCACAAAGUUUUUUUUGAUUCUGCAUUAACAGUCUUCUCUAAUGAUUUAAGGUUCCUAUUUGCAUAAAGUAAACUAGUAUCGUCAGCAAAGAGGUAAAACUUCAAUUUAUCUGAGCAGUUACCAAUAUCAUUAAUGUAAAGUAAGACAAGCAGAGGACCAAACACUGAGCCUUGCGGGACUCCGCAAGGAGAGUUUACUGUAUUAGAAAUAAAUGACCCAACACAAGUUGUCUGUG
Molecule: messenger RNA, 13857 nt
Organism: Porites evermanni
Lineage: Eukaryota; Metazoa; Cnidaria; Anthozoa; Scleractinia; Poritidae
Source: the annotation of a GenBank genome assembly